AGUAAAACAGCCAUAACCUGGCGUUGCGCGCGCGCAGCGGCUGCAAAACGUCGCCCAAAACGUCGCCGUCAAUAAGACACAGCAUCUUCAAUCUCGCAAGCGCACCGUCUAGCCAGCCCUAGGCGUACCUGAGAGCCGCCGAGCAAGAGCACCGCACCAGCACCGCCGCAGCGCCAGUAGACAGUAGAACCAAACAAAAUGUCCACGAUCCACGUCGCCAACCUGAGCCCCGCCAUACACGGCGACAUGCUGCGCUCCAUCUUCGCCCACUUCGGCCCCAUCGCCGACAUCCGCCUUAUCAGUGGACAGGGCCCCGCGUCCUACGCCUUCGUCGAGUUUAGUACGAGCGACGCCGCUGUCAAAGCCUUAGCCAUGUCCGGGUCGGAAUUCGACGGACGGGCCCUGCGCGUAGAGCUCGCGAACCAGAAGGGCGGGGGCGGCGCGGUCCCGCCCGCGAAUCCGCAGGCCUUGUCCGCGGAGUUGUUUGUGGGGGGGUUGGCUCCCUCGAUCACCGGCGACAUGCUGCGGAUGCACUUUAGUCGGUGGGGGGCUGUCCAAGAAGCCAACGUCAUGACCCAUCGCCAGACGGGCGUCAGCAAAGGCUUCGGGUUCGUUCGAUUGCAGUCCCACGAUCAAGCUUUGGCUUGUGUGGGUGGCGCUCCGCACAUCAUCGAGGGCCGGACGCUCAACGUCGAGCUGUCCAAUUUAGGCAAGAACGCGGCUGGCAUGCCUCCCCAAGCGCCGGCGCCCCGAAAACGCAAACACAGUGUCGAUACAGGAGAGGGCGACGGUCGGGGGUUGUGCGUCCAGCAGCUGUUCGACGCCGCGCCGGCGCUGGAAGCCUACGCCCAGAAAGUGGAAGCGGACACGCAUGCGACCUGUGGCGCCUUUGGUAGUAUCAGGAGCAUCGGCGUCCCGCGACCGAAAGUCUCCGGUUUAGCUGUGUGGGUCGAGUUCGACGAAUCGAGAGCAGCGAGGGCGGCGGCCGCGUCGCUCGCCAGUCGUACGUACGACGGGCGGACGCUCGGCGUCCGCGUUGUAGAUAGUGGCGCGGCGCGGCGCGGCGCGGCCGAGGCCGCGGCGCCGUCGGAUGGCGAUACCGAGCGUUUGAGAGAAAAAGCGCGCUUCGAGGCCGACCAAAGUCGCCUGUUGCAGCGCCGCGUCGAGGACCUCGAAUCUGAAUUAGAGUCCGUCCGAGCGUCGGCGAAGAAGGACCGGGACUUCCAGAAGCAGCGCAUCCAGGCGCUCGUACAACGCGUCGCCGCGCUCGAAGGGGGAGGUAUUUAAUGA
Pelagomonas calceolata is the source of this 1290-nucleotide messenger RNA. Lineage: Eukaryota; Pelagophyceae; Pelagomonadales; Pelagomonadaceae. The record is from the annotation of a GenBank genome assembly.